This is a messenger RNA of Vespula vulgaris, 1347 nucleotides long. RefSeq names its product dynein regulatory complex subunit 2. The coding region runs from base 1 to 1347 and encodes 448 amino acids. The record is from RefSeq and is a predicted model, not a curated record. The transcript has 6 exons. Gene Ontology annotation, cellular component: axonemal dynein complex; axoneme. NCBI's taxonomy places the organism in Eukaryota, Metazoa, Arthropoda, Insecta, Hymenoptera, Vespidae. Gene Ontology annotation, biological process: cilium-dependent cell motility; axonemal dynein complex assembly; regulation of cilium movement.
AUGCCAUUAAAAAGAAAAGGUAAAGUUAAUAAGUUUGCUCGUAUGAGUGAAGAAGAACGUGUUCGUUAUAUGCAACAUCGUGCAGAAUUAGAAUUAGAAGCAAAAAGACGAAAACAACAAUUGGUAGCAAUUUUUAGUAAGAACAAACUGAAACGUGAAGAAGCUUUUUCAAGAUUAAAUACAGCAAAAAUAAAUGAACAGUGGCGAUUUAUCCUUCGUCAGAUUAAAUGUAAAGAAUUUUACGAAGAUGUAACGUAUCUUUGGAAAAACUUUGAUAGAAUGAUAAAUAAUAAGGAUAAAAUAGUACAGUUAUUGCAUGUAGAAAUAAAGAUGGCAGAUAUUGAUCAUAGAAGGUUGCAAGAAGCUCAUAUUGGAAUAAUAGAUAAAAUUAUUGAACUAUACAGGCAAAAACUUAGAACUUUAUGUGAUAAUUACAUUUGUAAAGUGCAUAGCAUUCAAGGUGAAGAAACUAUAGAAUUAAAUAAAUUGAAAAUAAAUAUGGAAAGGGCUUGUAAAGAAAUAAAAUUUAUUACUACAAAUGAGAAAAUAGAAUUGGAAAAAAUAUUAACAAAAACAAGAUCACAAAAUGCUAUUAAUAUUUGUAAUAUAAUUUCAUUGAGAAAAGAUAUGAUGUUAGAACUUCAAAACAAUAUUUCUAUUAAAAUAGAAAGUUUAUCAAAACAAUUAAAUGAGAUAAUGUUAGAAUAUAAUAGAACUACAGAAACUAAGAGAAAACAAUAUGAAUUUUUAAAAGAGCAAGAUGAUGCUAAUUUUGCUGAAAUGACCCAAUAUCCAAAAUUAAGUACACAAUUACAAAAUACAAUUAAUACUGUAAAGAAUGAAAUAGAAAAUUUAUUAGAAAAAAGGAAGUUUAGCAUUAGUGAAUUAAAAUAUCAAAUGAAAUUUAUGAAAAACAAAUCAUUGGCGAUAAAAAAAAAUUUUAGAACUAAUCAGAUUUUAGAAUCUACACAAUUAAAGAAAUUAAGUAUUGUUUGUAAUAAUGUCACAAAGGAUUUGGAAAAAAUUACUAAAAAAGGUUUUGCACUAUUAUCAUUGAUGAAGUUAUGUUCAGAAUUAGAACCUUUAUCAGUGUCUAUUAAAAUGUAUAUUUCUUCUGACAUAGAUACUGUAGAAGAAUCAACUAUGCAUUGUAUAUCUAAACCAUUUAAAAAAUUAGAAAAGUUUUGGAUGCGUUAUAAUCAUAUAAAAGUCGAAAAUAUUUUGAUGAAGAAAGAAUGUAAUAAAUUGUCAGCAGAAAACAAACACUUAAGAUAUAUAUUACGUAAUUAUCUCAUCAAUGUCUCCAGGAUGGAGACUACAUUACCAAUUACAUCAAUUGUUAUAUAA